Messenger RNA from Priceomyces carsonii, 1521 nucleotides. It is a transcript of the gene RIM21, whose product is annotated as Rim21p. NCBI's taxonomy places the organism in Eukaryota, Fungi, Ascomycota, Pichiomycetes, Serinales, Debaryomycetaceae. Bases 1 to 1521 code for a protein of 506 amino acids. Gene Ontology annotation, biological process: cellular response to pH. The transcript has a single exon. The record is from RefSeq and is a predicted model, not a curated record. Gene Ontology annotation, cellular component: plasma membrane.
AUGUAUUGGAGAGUUUCGAGAUGGAUAUUUGGAUCUUACGCUUCUUGUGAUCCCAUAGAUCUCUCUCGUGGCUUAAUUGUCACAGAUGUGCUAACCAAUAAGGCUGAUUUGGUAGGGAAAGCUGUCUUUCAACAGAAAUGCUACAAAAAUGCAAUACCUAUGCUUAGCUCUAAACUAAGUUCCACUUUCUAUCGCUUCCUGCGACCACUCCCGAUAAUUGAAGAGUCGUGGAUAAAAUAUACUCAUAGCGAGAGAGGAAGGUUCGCCUAUAGUGUUACGCCUAUCAUCUACUCGAUCUCAGUACUGGCAAUCAUCAGCUGGUUCUUCACAAUAUUUGUACUAACAAACUAUACAAUUAAGGCAUCAUUAUUGCUAAGGUGUUCUACUAUAUUCGCAUCCGUUUUUUUACUUUUGACUGUUGUGAAGUCGGGAGUUAUUUUGCAUAAUCAAAAUGGUAACGGAUACUUAAACGGGGCAGAGUUGUUAGAAGACAUUAAUAACUCCACGUUACUAAAAAUUUUUGAAUUCAUUUCGAUCAUAUUUCUUCAAAUAAGUCAGGUCCAAGUAAUAAUGAGAGUUUUCCUGAGGCAGGCUGAUAAAAGAUUAACGCUUUACGUUGGCGUGUUUGCUUCAGUUACAUCUCAGGCCAUAUGGGCAGUCACUAAAUUUAAUGACUUUUCUGUUAAUAAUGAAGCAGACGCUAUCCUUCCUGCGUUUAUUUACUUGGUGAGAAUUGCAAUGGGUAUUUGCUACGCUGCUUUAAUAUCAUUCCAUUUAGUCACAAAAAUCCAUCACAUCAUGGCUAAUCGAAGAAUUUGGCUUUUAUCAUUAUUGACUUGCAUCUUAGUUUAUAGCCCAGUGGCAUUUUUUAUUGCAGAUAUCGCCAAUGCUUGGGUUUAUGAGUUAUCCGAAUUUUUCUCUGUGGUCAACUAUGUGAUUUGUGUUGUGAUUCCAUGGGAAUGGUAUAACAAAUUUAACUUGAUAAUGAGAGCAAAAGAAAAAGAAGGUGUCUUGGGAAGACGAUUCUAUGAAGACGAAUUAUACGAACUUGAUCGCUAUGAGCUUUUUGUAGAAGAACUGGACAAUAGUUCUAAUAACGAAGGAAGGGUCCACCGAGUAGACUUAGAACAUGAUUGUCGCUCGAGUUUAGCUCAGCCAUAUUCAGGGGCUGUACUGCAAUUGAAGCCAGAUUCAAUCUUGCUGAAUGCCAGAAAGAUGUUUCUACAAUUCACUGACAGAAUAAUUUCAAUCGGUUUUGCAAUACCACGAUCUGUCAGCAGCACUAGUCCAAUUCCGUUCAGGAAGUAUCAUGAGCAAAUAGAGCUCGAUAAUGUGCAGGUCGAAUCCCGAAUACGGAAUGAAGAUAUCAAUGCAAUAUCCUCCAAUCAACCUGUUCAAGAUGAUCAAGAAGACAUAAGAUCGCCAAUUACUUCUGGAAGUCGUCCUCGAAGAGAUGUGUUUGUUUAUUCAACAAAACAAGUUACACUUAACUUUUCUGAUGAUGAUGAUACUAAUGACUAG